GCGGCGGGCGGGCCGCGGCAGGGAGUGGCUGCCGGACCGACCGGACCGCGAGGCCGCUGGGCGGCGGUCGGCUCCUGCUGCCCUUGUCCCGAGACCCCGCGCACCUGGCCAGGGUCCGUCCGCCUUGUGCGCUCGCCCCAGAUCCUUCCCUCCGGAUAAAACCCCAGGCCGGCCCUGUGGGAAGGACUUCCGGUGGAGGCCCUUGGUCCCUGGCCCCGACAUGGCCCGUCGCUCCCAGAGCUCCUCGCAGGGGGAUAACCCACUGGCACCCGGGUACCUGCCACCCCACUACAAAGAAUAUUACCGCCUGGCAGUGGAUGCACUGGCUGAGGGCGGGCCGGAGGCCUAUAGCCGCUUCCUAGCGUCCGAGGGAGCACCUGCCUUCCUGUGCCCUGAGGAGCUGGAGCACGUGAGCCGCCACCUGCGGGCCCCGCAGCACGUUGCCCUCGAGCCCCCCGAAGGCAGCCCUCCCAACGUGGACUUCGAUGGCUCCUCGGGCACCUACUGGCCUGUGAACUCAGACCAGGCAGUGCCUGAACUCGACCUGGGCUGGCCCCUGACCUUCGGCUUCCAGGGCACCGAGGUUACCACACUGGUGCAGCCGCCGCCACCUGACAGCCCCUGCAUCAAGGAUGAGGCUCGAAGGAUGAUCCGCUCUGCCCAGCAGGUGGUGGCCGUGGUGAUGGACAUGUUCACCGACGUGGACCUUCUCAGCGAAGUGCUGGAGGCCGCUGCGCGCCGCGUCCCGGUCUACAUCCUCCUAGAUGAGGUGAACGCACAGCACUUCCUGGACAUGGCCGACAAGUGCCACAUCAACCUGCACCACGUGGACUUCCUACGCGUGCGCACUGUGGCGGGCCCCACCUACUACUGCCGUACUGGGAAGUCCUUCAAGGGCCACGUGAAGGAGAAGUUCCUCCUAGUGGAUUGUGCCGUGGUGAUGAGUGGGAGCUACAGCUUUAUGUGGUCCUUCGAGAAGAUCCACCGGAGUCUGGCACACGUGUUCCAGGGCGAGCUGGUCUCCAGCUUCGAUGAGGAAUUCCGCAUCCUCUUCGCACAGUCCGAGCCACUGGUACCCUCCGCCGGGGCGCUAGCCCGCAUGGACGCCUACGCCCUGGCUCCAUAUGCGGGGGCUGGGCCCCUCAUGGGUGGCCACAUGACCGGGGCGUUGACCCCCUUCUCCUUACCCAAACGAGCCCACCUCCUGUUCCCACCGCCUCGGGAAGAAGGCCUGGGCUUCCCCUCAUUCCUCGACCCCGACCGCCACUUCCUGUCGGCCCUCCGUCGAGAGGAGUCACCGCGGAUGCCGGGGGGCGCCCUGGAGCCGCAGGCGGGGCUGUGGCCACUGUCGCGGCAUCUGGACGCCGAGGCCGAACCAGGCGGGGAGCUCUUGGGCCCGCGGGGCUUCUUUCAGGCGCGGCACCAAGAGACGGACGCCUUCAAAAGGCACAGCUACGCGGCCGCCGACGGCACGGGAGCCGUGGAGAAUUUCGCCGCCGCGCGACAGGUGUCGCGGCAGAUGUUCCUCAGCCGCGGUGAUGACUUCCGCUUCCAGACCAGCCACUUCCACCGCGACCAGCUCUACCAGCAGCACUACCAGUGGGACCCGCAGCUCGCACCGGCGCGCCCUCAGGGCCCGUUCGAGAAGCUGCGCGCUGGCCGCCCUGGCUUCGCGGACCAGGACGGCUUCGCGCCGGGCGCCGGGCAGCGCUUUCCGGAGCUUGGCCCGGACGGACACCAGCGGCUGGACUACGUGCCAUCCAGUGCCUCGCGGGAGGUGCGCCAUGGCUCUGACCCUGCCUUCGGGCCCGGGCCCCGCGGUCUGGAACCGGCCGGGGUCUCAUGCCCCAACCUGGGCCAGCGCUUCCCUUGCCAAGCGGUGACGAGGCUAGGCCCGGAGGCUGUGCCCGAGCCAGAGCGCAGAGGCCGGCCCGAGGGGCGGGCGGGACUGCGGCACUGGCGCCUCGCCUCCUACCUGAGCGGCUGCCACGGUGAGGACGCUGGCGACGAGGGCCUGCCCGCGCCCAUGGAGGCCGAGGCCUAUGAAGACGACGUGUUGGUUUCUGGGGGCCGGGUGGCCUCCGGGGACCCGCUGACCUCGAGCUUCCGCGUGCCCACGUCCUUCCCGGGCUCCGGCAGCGGUGGUGGCGACGGCCCCGAGCCCGAGGGCCUGGAGGCAGGCCUGGCCAAGCAGGACUCUUUCCGCUUGCGCCCGAACCCGCUGAUCCAGCGCAGCUCGCGGCUGCGCUCCUCGCUCAUCUUCAGCGCAUCGCAGGCGGAGGGCACGGGCGGAGCCGCUGCGGCCACCGCGGAGAAGGUGCAGCUGCCGCCCAAGGAGCAGGUGGGGAGCGAGAUGCCGGCGUCCAGUGGCAAGGCCGUGUGCUCUGCCGUCUCCACCAAGGUGGCCGAGCUCCUGGAGAAAUACAAGGGCCUGACUCGAGACGCCGGCGGCGUGGGGGCCGCAGUCACGGUCGCCAGCCACAGCAAGGCUGUCCUGUCCCAGGCGUGGCGGGAGGAGGUGUCGGCACCUGGGGGCGGUGGGGGCGAGCGCCGCAGCCUCGAAAGCCACCUGCUAGACCUGCGCGACUCCUUCGCGCAGCAGCUGCACCAGGAGGCUGAGCGGCAGCCGGGAGCCGCCGCCCUCACCGCCACGCAGCUGCUGGACACGCUGGGCGGGCGCAGCAGCGGCGCUGACCCGCUGCCCUCGUGCUUCCCUUCCACCCAGGCCCGCUCCGCCUCCCCGCAAGGGCGGGACAGCCCCCCGCCAGAGGGGCCCGGGGCGCGCCAGACGCCGCACUCUGCGCCAAAAGGGAGCCCCACCGCAGCUUACCCCGAGCGGAAGGGAAGUCCCCCUGCAGGGUUUGCCAGCCGCAGGGGCGGGCCCACCACGGGAUUUACCGAGCAGAAGGGGAGUCCCGCUUCCGCUUCCGCCUACCCUGAGUGCAGGGGGAGCCCUGUGCCCCCGGUGCCCCCGGUGCCCCCGGUGCCGGAGCACAGGGGCAGCCUCCCCCUCGCCUUCUCCGGGGAGUCUCCAAAGACCGGGCCCACAGAGGAGGCGCCUGGUGGCCCCAUGGAGAUCCUACGCAAGGGCUCCGCGCGGCUGCGGCAGCUGCUGAGCCCCAAAGGUGAGCGGCGCGCAGAGGAUGAGGGCAGCUUCCCGGUGCCACAGGAGAACGGGCAACCUGAGAGCCCCCGGCGGCCAUCGCCAAGCCGGGCUGACAGCACCGAGGCUGCCACAGGAGAUGAGCGGGGCCCGCGGGCGCGCGUGGUCUCGGCCACGGCCAACGCCUUGUACAGCAGCAACCUGCGGGAUGAUACGAAAGCCAUUCUGGAGCAGAUCAGCGCCCAGGGCCAGAAGCAUCGCGGAGUCCCCGCGCCGACCCCAACCCAGAGCAGCCCUGAGCUGGGCCACCCACCAGCUGCCGGCGGCCUGGCCCCUGACAUGUCCGACAAGGACACACGUUCUGCCAUCCUCCUCUCAGACAGCCUGGGGACCCAGGGCCGGCUGAACCGCACGCAGCCAGCCAGCGCGGAGGAGCACGACCGGCUGCUGCGCCGCAUGGAGAGCAUGCGCAAAGAGAAGCGCGUCUACAGCCGCUUCGAGGUCUUCUGCAAAAAGGAGGAGCCCGGGGGCCUGGGGGCCGGGGAGGGCCCGGCGGAGGACACCAGGGACAGCAAGGUGGGCAAGUUCAUGCCCAAGCUCCUGGGUACGUUCAAAAGCAAGAAGUGAGUCUCCUGGCCCACCAUUCCGGGUCGGGGCGCCGGCAUCACGGUCAGGCCGCACACCUGGUCCUCAGCUAAGGCCUUCGGAAGCUGGCUGAGCACAGCCGGGCCUUGGCCCCACUUGAGGCUCACCUGGUGGCCCUCCCUGCCUCUUGCCCCUUGGCCUCUCCUCCCCAGGGGCUCCAGCCCCUAGCUGCCCCCGCCCACUUCCCCAGUUCCCACUCUCCUCACACCUCAGUCUCUGGGCCCGCAGCGCCACCCGCCCUUCCUCUGCGUCUGACUCCGCCAUUUCUUUGGGCUUCAGGUCCCCUUUGGACCACCUCAGGGACCCAUCUCUCCGUGCCUCAGUGCCCCAUCUUUCAGGGGGCCCGCCUCUGUGCCUCAGUCCCCCAGUCUCUGGGGUCCUUGUGUCUCAGGGUGUCCGUGUCUCAGGGGUCCCCUCUUCUCAUGGCCUUCCGGCUGUGCCGCGGCCUCUCCUCGGUGCCUGGCAGCCCCAUCCUCCCUCGAGGCCUCCCACCUCCUCAGGACCUGUCCUCCCCACCUGUGUCCUAGGUGGCCGGCUUCACUUCCUGCCCUGCCCCUUUCCGCCCUCCCGGCACCCCUCCUGGCGGCCCACCCCUUCAGCGUGGGGGGGCGGCCCCCGCGGGGCGCCGGCGAGGAGCGCGAGUGCCAGGCUUCGCGGCACAGUCGUCAGGUGGGUGCUGCCCUCACACAGGUCCCCGGCGGACGCGGGUUCACAGGCGCCAUCCCCAGCCACGCCGCAGACAGGGGCUGGGCGCGGAGCUCUUGUUCUGUGAGGGCAGAGGACAGGGUGCAGUGGCACCUGAGCCCCAGCCCGCUGCUCCGAGGGGUCUGCGUGCCCCGGAGGUGGGAGUGGUCCUUGCCCUGCAGGCGCCCAGCAGACCCCAACUCCACCCUGUUCUGCAUUCUUUCCACCUUUGUCACCAACCCCCCCAAGAUCUGUCCAAGGCUCCCCACUUAGCUUUCUUGUAUCUUUUUUUCACCUCCGGACAGUAGAUCUGGAAUGACACAUUUGGGCACCAGACGCUUAGAAAGCCCCCCACGGUAGGUGCUAGUACUGUUAAAUUAGUGUUUGUGCUAUUUCUUUUUAAAUAGGUGGGGGGUUUUUUUGGUUUUUUUUUUUUUUUAAGUAUAAGGAACCCCAAUUGCUCUGGCUGGGAAAGGAUUUAAGGAACAAGACUGCUGAGUGAGGCAGCAGUUCUGACUGAGCAGCUGCAAAAGGGAGGGGAGGUGGGGUAGGGGGACACCUGCUCCCUGGCGGCUCGCAGUCUGUUUACCAAAGCCACCGCCCAGGUAGGGGUAACAGCAGAGACUUUGGUUCGAAUGGAGAAGGUCACCUGGGAGCCGGACAAGCUGGAGCAUCUCUGGCCCUUGACGUGCUUGUCGACGAGUUUGGUCUUACCUGGCCUGGUGCCCGGCUGGCUGUUCUUAGCAGACCUGGCCGGGCCUAUCGCGGAGGGAGGCCCUCGCAGGAAAUGGAGGCUCUGCCCAGGGAGAGGCCAGAGGCCCUCAGAGCCUCCCGUCUGCAUCCUUCACAGCACGCUCAGUAAGACAUCUCCUCAAAUGUGAUUCUGCAUAUUUUGGUGUUACAAAUAAAACAAUGCACAAAAUACUCCAGCAUGU
Molecule: messenger RNA, 5367 nt
Organism: Physeter macrocephalus (sperm whale)
Lineage: Eukaryota; Metazoa; Chordata; Mammalia; Artiodactyla; Physeteridae
Product: protein FAM83H
Exons: 6
Coding region: 221-3730 (1169 amino acids)
Biological process (GO): protein localization to cytoskeleton; positive regulation of cell migration; signal transduction
Cellular component (GO): keratin filament
Molecular function (GO): protein kinase binding; keratin filament binding
Source: RefSeq, a predicted model, not a curated record